Messenger RNA from Lactuca sativa (garden lettuce), 1359 nucleotides. The record is from RefSeq and is a predicted model, not a curated record. Lineage: Eukaryota; Viridiplantae; Streptophyta; Magnoliopsida; Asterales; Asteraceae.
AUGGAAGCAUCUUCUACACUUGAAGAAUGUGAUUCUGAACCAACAUCAGAAAAAAAUGAAAAGAAAAUAGGAGAAAACAUAAGAAAAAAGAAUGAAGCUGAUGAUGUUGUUGGAGUCGGCGAUGGUUUAACACUUACAGUUCCAGGUAUAGAGAUGAAUACACGGGCUACAGGAGGAGAAGUCGCAACAGAAGUAGGGACAAAUAUUAUGGAAGGGACAGAGAAAGUAGGACCCGCAGUAGGAGUAGGAACCUUGAUUAUCAUAAAAGACAUAAAUGGGGGAGGGGGUCGUAGAGAAGAUGAUUGGACUUGCCCUAGCUGUGGAAAUGUGAAUUUCUCUUUCAGGACAACAUGCAAUAUGCGCAAUUGUACACAACCUAGACCAGCAAAUCAUAAUUAUAAAUCUGGUGGAAAGGCAAUGCAGACCCCACAAGGGUAUGCAUCUGCUACUGCUGGUCAUUACGUUGGUUCUGGUGCACCUUCAUCAAUGUAUAUUGGUGUACAACCUUAUGGCUCCUCUCUUUCUAUGCCAUCUCCUUAUGAUGUUCAUGUUCCCUCUGCUUAUCAUUAUAGUUAUGGAAUUCUCCUUUCUGGAGGCAGCAGCCCCUAUAGACCCCUCCCACCCCCAUAUAUAUAUAUAUUUGUAGUUGGUAUGUAUGGAGUACCUCCGAUGAUGGACCGAUACUUGCCUUUGGGCCACACUCCAAUGGGUCUACGACCUGGGUUUUAUCCAGAAGAGAAAGCAAAGAAAGGUGUUGAAAACAUUUUCGACAAUGAUUGGGUAUGCCCUGAUUGUGGAAAUGUGAAUUUCUCAUUUAGGACAGUUUGUAACAUGAGAAAAUGCAAUACACCUAAGCCAGGAUCUCAGGCUUCAAAGUCAGGAAAGAACUCCAAAGGAGAUAUGCCUGAUGGGAGCUGGAAGUGUGAUCAAUGUAACAACAUAAACUAUCCAUUCAGAACAAAAUUCAGUAGACAAAACUGUGGUGCUGAAAAACCAUCAGAAUCCGGGAAAUCCCCUACAAAAGAAGCAGAAGAAAAUGAUCAGUCAAAAAAGCUAUUAGCAGCUCCUUUUUACUCCAGUCAGUUAUCAUCUCCCUUUGGUCAUUUUAGCAAAGUUGUUGUUGAAGGCUGUUGUUGCUUUUCACUAAUUGAUUCUUUGCAGUUGUUAAUCGGGCUCUUCAAUUUGGAUCCAAACCGAGUGUUUGACAUUGUAUUGGAGUGUUUCAAACUUCAGCCGGAUAACAAUGUCUUCUUGAACCUGAUCCCUGUUUUCCCCAAGCUUGCUAGGACAUGCUAUAACUUUUAUCAGUCCACACCAACAAAGUUGGCUGUAGAAAACUACUUCCUCCAUUCAGGCUAA